Bombus pyrosoma is the source of this 12152-nucleotide messenger RNA. RefSeq lists its product as uncharacterized. Bases 549 to 4367 code for a protein of 1272 amino acids. Gene Ontology annotation, molecular function: RNA polymerase II complex binding. The record is from RefSeq and is a predicted model, not a curated record. Gene Ontology annotation, biological process: mRNA 3'-end processing. NCBI's taxonomy places the organism in Eukaryota, Metazoa, Arthropoda, Insecta, Hymenoptera, Apidae. The transcript has 8 exons. Gene Ontology annotation, cellular component: RNA polymerase II, holoenzyme.
CGCGCCGGCCAUUGCGCGCUCGUGUUUUGGUCCUAAAAAGAUGGCGGACUCUUGUUUUCAAGAUCGGUCACAUAGAAAUACGAUAGUUUUCAGAUAUCCAGCGAAAGUUGACAUGUUACGUGUACAAUAAUACUGAGUGGAUGAAAUUAUCGUUGCGACGAAUUUACUAGUGGGAUCGAAGAAGUUUCAUUGAGGUUCGUAAGCGACGUGAAAGCGGUGUCUUUAGCGUGCAUAUUAGGCGAACUCCGAAGCGAAGUGAUUUUCAGAAAUUUCGGUUGUUUUCUGUGCGAAACAGAGUUCGACGAAUUGGAAAACGUUAUAGGGAUAAAAAGGAUAAGAUGGUUUGAUCUGAAUGAACGUUCACGAGGUUUAAUAACCCGACGAUCGACAGCAGUGAUACUUACUUGGUUAGGUUGAUUGUCUGAGUAUAUAGACAUACCUAUGAUAGCAGAACAAAGUUCCACGUGUUCCUCUCGGUGGUUCACGUUAAAACGUGACGUUGGAUUAACCUUGUAAACAUCACGUUAAAUGUGUUAUUCCAAUCUAUAAUGGCGUCAAGUGAUUUUGAUGUGGAGCUCUUCGAACGAAGGCUUCACACAUUGAAAGAUUCGCAGGAGUCAAUACAAGGUCUUUCUGCUUGGUGUUUGGAGAGGAGACAGCACCAUAAGAAGAUUGUCGCUACCUGGUUGCAAGUUCUUAAGAAGGUAAAAGUUGAGCACCGCCUUACACUUUUUUAUCUGGCAAAUGAUGUUAUACAAUACUCCAAGAGAAAAAAUUUUGAAUUUGUGGAAUCCUGGGGUACAACUCUGCAACGAGCAACGACCAUGGUUAGAGAUGAGAAAGUGAAACAUCGUAUAUUAAGGAUUUUUAAAAUUUGGGAUCAGAGACAAGUGUAUGAUGAAGAAUUCCUGGCAGACCUAUCCGGAUUAAUUUCAGCAGCUCCAAAGAAGAAACUAGAACCCCAGCCAACAGUACCUCCAGAAGAAUUUCAAGCUGCUUUACUCAUUUCUACUAUGAGAUCAUGUGCUACACUAGAACAAGCAACUGAUGCUCGAUUAAGAGAUUUACGUGACAGCAAUAUAGAUAUAGAGAAUGCAGAAGAAUUGUGUGCUUCUUUGAAAGAUAGGAGAAGGGUUGAAGAUGCAGAAAAGGAAGUGGAUUUGGCAGUUAGAAAUGUUGAGAAUUAUGUACGUGCAUUGGAGGCAGAAAUUAGAGAAAGAACUCAAGUACUUGAGCUGUUAGAACAGGCUGAUCAAUUUUAUGAAACUCAAAGAGGUGAAGUGAAAAUAGUUACUAAUGCUUACAGAAAUUUUGGUAGUCGUGUAAAAAAUUUGAAGAAAAAAUUGGACGAGCUUUUACCAACAUUAGUUUCACCAAUUCCAUCACCAGACAUAAAUGCUCCAUCUCCAAGUCCUGAUAGUGAUAUAGAACUUCCAGGAGAAGAAAAUCAAUCUCAAAAUCAGUUGGGAGUUAUAGAUGUAGCACCACCAUCUAUGUAUGGUUCAUAUUCUCAUGAGUAUGAUCCAGUACCUGUACCAGCUCCAGAAAUGGGCCAAGGCAAUGAUUCUGGUGAUUUUACUAAUAAUUUUUCAUCUUUUAUGGGAGGAAAUGUGGAUUUUGGUAAUAUGCGAAACAUAUUUAAUGAAAGAUCGUUAACGCCUACUGGAAUGUCACAGCAGUAUAACGAAUCAUUGGAGGCUAAACCAAUAGAAGUAAUCAACAUGAGGCCCUCCAAAAAUGAAAGUAAUAGUGCAGAUUUUAAUAUCUCUAGUUUCUUAAAGACUGUUCUUCCUUCCUCUGAUGGAUCUCAAGAUCCUGGUGGUAUUCCUGGUCUUGGUUUAGAUAUUCCAGAAUCGCGAGUAGAAUCUCCACAGCGUUCAAAUUAUAGGCACUCGCCUAUACUAGGGCAGCAUUCAGUAACUCCUGUGAUCUCAAGAAUUAUGGGAAAUCAAAACACACCUAUUGGUGUGAAUAAUUGUCCUAUAACCCACAGUACUCCAUUACCUGUUCGAAACUUAUCCGGCGAGUCGCAUACUCCUUCACCGUAUUCCAGUCAAAACAGCCAGAGUAACAUUACUGUACCUUUUGAUGGCCCGACUAAUAAUAAUACUGUUAAUCCUUUACCACCUCCACCAUUACCUCCACCAAUUUUUCUCGACGAUGAAAACUGUUAUAAUAAGUUACCACCUAAGUUUCCAACGUGGACACCUACGAGUGAAACUAUGAAGGAACCAGCGAAAUGGGAGGAAAAGGAUUCCGUAAUAUUUCCAGGAAAAAAUAGCAUGAAUCCGACUUGGCCUGGUGAAUGCGACGAAAAAUCAAAAACCUGGAUAGAUGGUGAUAUGGAUAGAUGGGAUGCUAGUAACGAAACUACGUGGACUAACGCUGUUAGAGGGAAAAAUGAAAUUUUAUCUGAAACACCAGAGUCACCACCCAUGUAUGAGAAAGCUGGAUUUACAGAUCCAGUUGAAUACGAUGACUCUCAACCACAAGAAUCUCUUUUAAGUACUGCUGGAGAUGUAGAUCAUAGAGUAAUACCUAUCCCGAUAACGGUAGAGAAUCAAUUACCAUAUCGUUUGAUGAAAGCAGCGGAUGUUGAUCAUCGAAACUUGAUUAGUUUAACAGGAAGUCCGGCGAAUCAUAAUGUCAACGACAAUUCUAUGAAUGCGUUAGCUAACAGUAGCAACUUGUGGUCCACAGGCGAUCAAGAUUACCGGCAACACAUGCAACCAGGCGAUAUUGUGGAAAGCGUCGACAUGGAAAUGUCGGACGACGAGACUGACAGUAAGCCAAAGGGGAGGGUUUUAGUUGACGUUCGAUCACAAGACAGGGAUAUGAGAGUCGGUAAUCAAUCAGCGACUUCACAGCACAUGGACAUGGACAUGCGAAUGAUUCCGCUUCCCGCGGGUCAAAUGCCAGGAUCUCACGGACAAAUAAUGCAAGACGUGCACAUGAUGCAUUCAGGGCCUCUUCCUCCCCCACCUCCGCCACCGCAGUUUCACCCAGGCCAACCAUCAUUUCAUCAAGAUCAAACAGACUUUCGACACAAUCCCGCAGAAUUUCAUCCAGCUCAAUCAAAUUUUCAUCAAAACAGGCCACCGCCAAAUUUCAUCCAAAACCAGCAGGAUUUUCCACAAGAAUUCCAUCAAAUGCACCAAACUCAGUCAGAAUUUUCAAAGCAAGAGUUUGAGUAUCGUGAAAAUCACGCAUUACGACCUAAUCAGGAGUUCCUUGGUGAGCCACAAAUGCGUGGCAGGUAUUCCCAAUCAACGGAGCAUCAGCAUAGAGAUAUCGGUUUUCAUCGGAACGACCGAGGAGGUCGAGGUGGUCGUGGUUUUCCAAGGAACCGACGAGACAGAUAUUCGGAUGAUCACAAACAAAGGAACCUUCAAAACAGUCGCAAAUCCCGAUCGCAAGAACAACAUCAAAGAUCGUCCCCAGAAAUCCUACCAAAUAGUCGCCCUUUACUGGUACCAGCACCAGACACUGUUGUCAUUCUCGACGAAGAUGGUAUGCCCAUAGGACUGUCCAACGAAAACAAAGCGCCAACGAAUGCAGAGCAUCUUCCAGACACCGAACAAGAAGAAAACUGUCAAGAUCGUAGAUUACCACACGGCACACCAAACUCACGGAGCCUCGACCAGCAAUCUGUAUACUCAAGUGGUUCGAAUCUUCACGAACACGAGUCUGAACCUCCAAUUAUGGAGCCGGACGAACAACAAGUAAUGAACCAAGUGACUGUUGUACCCGUGAUAACGGAGCCUAAAGACUCGCAGCACAAUCAAUAUGUUCCUGUCUCAGAAUAUGAAGAGCACAUCGAACCAGAAGCUGUAAUCUCAGAGAAGACCUGUGACAGUAGCGAAUCUAUUGAAAAUACGGGUCAAGAAAUGAAUCUGCCCGAGCAGUCGCAACAGCAACAUAUACCAGAUCAAGUGGACGAUCUUGGAAAUUCAACACCAAGCAACGAAUUGAAGAGACCGUCGACGAAUGGUAGCUUCGACGAGAGCGAUGUUAGCUGUAGUAAAAAGAGGAUCGUGUCGAACGGGCCGCAGACACCGACAGAGUCUGACGCCGGUUUGAACGGGCCGAUACCACAGGCCUCGGCGGAGUCACAUCAAGGGAUGUACGACUUCGACGGUCCUGUUGGGCCGAACUUCCGACCGCGUCUCGGUGGUCCGGUUCCAUUUCCUCCUUGGAGGGGUGGUCCACCUCGGGGUAGGGGUUUCAGGGGUGGUCCAAGAGCUCCGUGGAUGGACAGGGGACCUCGUGGACCUGUGAUCGGUAACUUCAUGCCGAGGGGACUGAAACGCGGUGGACAAUUUAGGGGUAACGGCUUCAGAGGUCGGGGACGUGGUAACAAUUGGUAGAAAGUGCAUGAAUUCUCUCUAUUAAGAAGGAUAAAGAGGAAAACAAGAAGGAAAGAAACUUUCGCUGCAGUUUUUACCAAGGAAGGAAUAUACACCGUUUUUGAAAAAUAAGAAAGAACGAUCGUUUUUUUGUAUUCUGUACAUACGUAUUAAUUACUGCGUGAAAAAAAGAAACCCACUGUGGAAUCGUCACAUAGGGAGAUCGUUGUGUGUAUCUCUGGACGUACAGACGGGGGAAUGGGGUUAAGAGUUGGUGUGAUCCUAGACGAGGUGAUUUUCCUUGUCUUAGAUUCACACUUCUUUGUGCGAUUGAUUCGCCUAUAUACAUAUAUAAAUAAAACUACAUAGAUAAUAUAGAUAUAAAGGAUGUACACGUACAUAUAAACGCAUUCUCUCUCUAUCUCGUUUUCUUGCUCCGUCUCUUCAUGCUCUUUGAAGAAACUUGAUUCGAUUCUCAGAUACAUGUACACGCGUUUAUUACAAAGUACUAGAUGUAUUAUCGAAGCAGGACCAUCAACGUUACAUUGAUACAACCUUGUCGUUAGCACUUCUAAUCAGUGCUGAUACAAGUAUUGAUGGAACAAGGGACAUUAUACAAUGUAUACGGUUGUUGCUUCGGUAAUGGUCGAUAUUUUACCUCCUAGGAUUUUAUGUAAGACAAAAGAAACUUCUGUUUUACGUACAUAUGUGUUAUUACAAGUACAAGCAAGGUGAAAAAAGAAAGAAUAUUUAUAUGUCAGGUAAAAAUGAUUUUGCUUUAGCGUUGAUCCUUUUAGCCUUUAAAGGUGAAUGUUACGUGUCGAAACGAGGAAAGCAAAAAAGGAAGAAAAGGAGAGCAGCUCUAGGCCUUUAGAAUUCGUUUCACGGAUCGCUUCUCUUUAUUCACUUGCCUAUUAACCAGAAAUAAAACGCUAAUUGCCUGUUUUUCUCCGCCUGUCCACAUUUUUAAUCGUUUCAUCGAGGCUCGUUUAUAAACAGGCAUGUCAAAUGAAUCUUCAAAGUGUAUUAAUAAAAAUGCAAUGUUUAUGUUCUGGUCCACUUCGUACAUUUCCCCCACUUUUUUCACGAGUAAUAUACAUAAUACAUAAUAACAUGUGUUCAUUUCGUUUUUUUGCGAGGAGAGCUCGAAUUUGAAUGAAAGAAAAAAAACGAAAACGAAUGUUAUAUUGUAAAGACGAAUGCGCGAAAUACAAUAGAUAUAAGAGCAGGUCGUUAUUGAAUAUAUUACAAUCCAAUAUCUUACAAUCAUUUUUAUUUUGUUCUUGUUUUUCCUAUUGCGAAGGAACAAAGACGAUUGCACGAAAAAAAGAGAAAAGAAAAAAGAAAUGUGACGAACGAGUUCUGUUGACGAUGGUUCGUUUGCCUGACCAACCCGUUUUCUUUUCAUUUCGUUUCUUCUUUUUUCAUCCACUGCGUUGAAUGUUCUCGAGCGUUUCUCAUCUGUGACAAAAAAGGAAAAUAGAUAUGUCGAUGGAGUUUUUUUUUUUUUUACAAAGAAUUGUAAAACUAUGUGUGUGUAUAUAUAUAAAUAUGUAUAUAUAUAUAUAUACAUAUACGUAUUUACAUACAUACAUUGUGAUCGUAAAAACAUCGGUAGUUUCUUUAUUAGCUAACUGAAAGUUUCUUUUUAUGUAUCUUGAUUAUUCGUUUUACGAAUCUCAUCGCUCGAUUGUGGAUGUUUACGUAUUUACAUGUUUACGUAUUUGUGGGAAAUUUAUGGAUGCAAAAGUGUAAGAAAUGUGUAAAAAUAUAUAAAAUAUCCAAAGUAAGGUAUUUGUUACAAUAUUUAGUGAGUGAAACAAAUUUAGUUACAAUAUUUAAUGAAUGAAAGAAUUUUGAAUAAUUUGCAUAAAUAUUUAUAAUCUACUACUCUUCACAGAAAAGAAUUUUUGUGAAAAAUGAUAUUCUGAAACUCGGGUAGCAAGCAAACGAAUCAUUAUCUUGAAUAAAAACGAAAAAUACAUGUAGAUAUCGAUAGCGAAAUGCACAGGAAUUAAGUGUAGCAAGAUAAAUCCUUGGAAAACUAAUUGACUGUUUAAUAAAACAUUGCAAUUUACCGAGGACCUUGCCAGCACUCGACAAACCGUACUCCUGUUUAACGUACAUUGUAUUUUUUUCGUAUUUGUUUAAAGCAUUCCGUGAUAAAGAAGAAAGAGAAAUGAAAUUUCCGUAAAUGAAAAUAGAGAAAUUUAUUUUCUCUACUUAUAAUGGAAGAUAGUAGAGGAACUAAAGCGCGGCUUUCUAUUGCUUUCCUUUAAAGAUUCGUAAGUUCGAUCGCAAUAUUGUGAUUUUAUGUAGAUCCAUAGUUCUUUCACUCUUUUCCCUGUUUGAUCAAUUUUUUCUUUUAUUUUCUGUUAUCCUUAUUUUAAUUAAUUCACAUAUAUUAAUCAUUUUUGUUUUACCUUUUUUUUUAACAGACCUAAGGUACUUACGGACUUAUAGAUCAUUUUAUUUCAUAUCUUUAGAAACAAUGUUCUUUUACUUCUAUUUUUCACUUUUUAUUUUAGAAAUUCACGGACGAAGGUAUAUGAAUUAUUAUUUAUAGAUUACAAAAAUUUAUCUUUUCUUAUUACGACUCGUGAAGUUUAUAUUAUUUGACUAUCUGAAAUUUCUAUGGAUCUACCUCGAUUCGCCUACUAUCACAGAAAAUCGAUUUUUGGUUCUUCCUUACGUUAUCUGUGUUUUAUAAUUCAUGUGGCCUAAGACCUAAGAGAUAACUUACUCUUUUUCUGUUCAAACAUUUUUACUUAUUCUAACAUAUCGAAAUUUUUAAACUUUUAAAUAAUCUUCAAUAUACUUUAAAACGCUUUCAACAACUAUUUCAUCGAUUAUGAUGUUGCAAAUGAUAUGUGAGAAGCAAGUUCAUUGAUAUGUUACGAUAAAAAUGUUCUAUUUGGUAAAUAUAUACACUUAUUAGUCAAUGCGUGGAUUUAUGUAACGUUUCAACAAAAUUAUUAAUUAAGUAUGAAAAUGUCCAUUAUUCUUGGUAAAUGUAUUCCUUCCUUAAAUAAUGCAUGUGUAUGAUUAUGAUCUAUUAUUAAAAACCUAAAUUUCAUUGUUUGCGAAUACAUUUACUUAUAAAAUUGAUACAUGCACAAAUUGACUAGAUGUAUAAAUUUAUUAUAACGAAUAGUUUUAAUUUCUCACAUCAUGGAAAAUCUUCAAUAUCUCAAUUCUAUCGUUACGUUACUGGUUCUAUUGCUUCCUUUUGCAAGAGUUUUAAAGGGCGAACGCUGGUGAAUUUCAAAGAAUGUGGCGGGAUGUGUAUCGAUUUGUAUAUACCAGCGCGUGAUAGAUACGAAUAUAUAAUACUUGUAACACGAGCACGUACAAUGGCCUGAACAGAAUGUAUAAAAUACAUAUUGUACCGUUUUUAGCGUUAUAUCAUUACCUUUUUCUUCGCGCAUAAAGCAAAAGCAAGGAGGAAGAGAUAUGCCCAUUAACGGUCCUCUACUAUUUCACCACUCUCACCGCUUGCUUUCUCUUUCAAUUUUUUUCAACUUUUGUAAUCGAGUUACCGAGUGAAAAUUAAUAAAAAAUAUAAAUCGCGUGCAUAUGUAUCUCUGCUUGAAAUUUUAAGCCUGGUGAAUUGCGUUUCGCCACGAAAUUCGCAAUUUCCGCCCUUUGCGGUCUCCAUCUAUACAAUCGAUCCUAAAAUCAAUCAAUCUGACCGUUAAAACUGACAAUAAUUCUGUAAACCAUUUCUAUAAUUUUUUAAAUAUUCCUCUUUUAAAAGUAAUUAAAAUAAUCAUUCGUUUCGUCAGUAAAGUCUUAAAAAAAAAAAGAAAAAAUCGAAAUAUCGAUCGUUUGUACGGAUUGGAUUGCAAAGAGUGAAAUCUACUCGAAAUUUUACAAAGGAUCUUAUAAAAUAGAAUUCACUCAAAAUCUUAUGUAUCGGCGAAUGUGUAUACUGGAUAGGCUUGUUAUAAAUUAGAAUAAUGCAUAUAUAUAAAUGUAUAUAUACAUUGACAGAAAGUUUGAAAGGUAAUCUUGGCAGCUCGAGCAAUGUGUUUCGCGUGUCAUCGUUGCUACGUUAUUUGCUUACAAAGGAAUUCACAAAGUUGAAGAUAUAUCCUAAGCUGAAUUCUUUGUUCGCGAGGCUACAUAUUGUGGUAUCGAUUUUGGCUAGCGAUGCACGCGAUACACCAUGUGUGCGUGAUUUUGGUGUUCUACCAAUUCCUAGCAUGAACUUUCAUGUUGUUUUACUUAAAAUGAUUAAUACGCGCAAAUGUAUAUGUAUAUAUGUGUAUAUAUGAUAUUUUCGGUAAAGAGAAAAGCGCGAAAGUGAUUUAUGUAGCAAUGUAACACACGAACUGUUGGGAAUAUUUUUGCGAAGCAAAUGUGCAAAUAUAUCCCCGAUGAUCGCUCGUUUUGAAGAGGUGCAAUUUGUUUCUAGAUAAAACAACCCUUGAAUGAAACUCGAACGAUAAUAGACGAUUUAUACACCUCGACUUCCUCUUUCAUUUUUCUUAUAUCUAACGAUAUACAUACAAGUAUAAUUCUUUAUUUAAACAUACAUAAUUCCUUUAUUUCCUGAUUUUUCACGUUGAUAGCUCGCGAUAGCUGAUUUUAUGGCUUGCAAUUCUAACAACUUUUGUUUUUAUUUUCUUAAACCGAAUAAAUUGCAUGUUAAUACAAAAUUGGAUAGACUUUAGAGACGUACAAGUGGAUAAAAACUAGAAAGCUGUAACGCUGUAAUGAUAGUUUAGAAGUCGAGUCGUUUGUUAUUACGUUCCGGCAAGUAGCUGUAUCGGUCAAGUUUCAUUUGAGCGGUUUUAUCGCGAUAUCGAGAAACAGAGGCAACGUUAUAAAUGUGUGACAGUGAUGUUUGAGCAAUGUAUAUGUAUAUAGAGCAGAACGUAGAUUGAUCUUGCGUGUGCGUGCAAUGGAAAGUGCAAAUAAGUCUGUGGGUAAAGUGCCUUCACUCGAAGUAACGAAUUUCGCUUCAUUAAGCGGAAGUUUAUUACUGGUGUCUCGAUCAUUCAGUUUCACUUUCUCUUUAAAAUUGUUCGUUCGCCUGUCGAUAUAUAUAUACAUUCUUUUUUGUUGAUGAUUAAUUUAUUUAUUGAAUGUUAUCUUCUGACCUGAGAAUGCUCGAUAUUGAUUACAUAAUUCUUUUUACUCCUUAGUAUUUGUAUAUAAGUUCAUUGUACUGUUUAAGUUUAAAAAAGAAAAUGAAAGAAUCACCGAUAGGCGGAUAAACCGUGAAGAAAUGAGCAAAAAACCGGCUCUUUGUAGUUUUUCCACAUAGUAUUUCAAAACUUCUGAUACGGUAAGCGUAGUGGCAAUCGAUCUGAGGUUCUAUUAAUAAAUCAGACCGAUUAUCCCGGACGAUAAUCUCGCAAAGUAGGCUAUUGUUUAAUUAUUUAAUAAUAGAUCGUGAAUGAGUUUUAUAUUCUAACGUAAAACCGCAUUCUGCAUACCGUGUAUGCUGACAAUAUUUUUUGUACCUUGUCCAAACAAAAAUGGGGUCGAUUGUUUAUCGUGAUCGCCGUUUGUAAAAUCGUGAUUUCCUGUGAUCUCGUAAGAAUUUUCAGUUCCAAACUCCAGCGGGAAUAUUUUCUUCGUUGUAUUCUUUAAAAGAGACGAACAAGAAAGCAAAGCUGUAAAGCGAUAUAAAUAUAAUGUAUGUAUUAUAUAUUAUAUUUGUAUGUACAUAAUACAGUAUUAUAUUUAAGAUAUAUAGAUACUUAAAGAAUAUCGAAGUUCGAUGAGAUAUAUACAUAUAUAUAUAUUUGUAUUGCACAAUCAUUUUAUCGUUGUUGCCUUUAUAUUAAGGUACAAUAUAUUGAGAGAAACUGAAAAAAAGGAGAAACGAAAGUUCUUUUGCAACACGAGUUCGAUUGUUAUACGAUACAUGUUACGUUUCUUUAUUAGGAAACGAUAUAUCAUAAUAUUGUGAUGUGUAAACCCUGCAAUCCUAAGGGCUUCAUAGAAAUACCUUUGACUCUUUGGCUGACGCUUUUUAAGCAGCGCUUCCGGUCGUCGCAGCUCUGUUAUGUAAUUGACGGGAUUAAAUGCAAAGGAAAUGCAAGUUAUACCUUACCAAACAGUUCAGCGCUCAAACGACUAAAGCUAGAAGCAUACGUUCCAUUUUGGAAAUUUUCUACUGUGUUACCUAACGUACAGUGGCUCACGAAAGUAUUUUAACACUUACUAUACACUAUACAUAACUUAUAUGUUAGUUAUACGUACUGUAGAUGUGUUACAGGAGAUAUUUUAAAAUUUCAUUAGCGCUAUAAUGAGACACGAGUGCUAUGAUUACGUUGGAAAAAUUGGAAAUCAAUUUGAAAAUGUAUAUAUAAAUUACAAGAUAUUUGUUGUAAACAUACAUUUGAUAAAAAAUUAGUAUAUGUACAUUAUGAACAGGCAUCUUAAAUAUAAUAACUGUCAAAAACAAUCUAACUAAAUGAAUUUAAGACUUAAUAUAAUGGACAAUUGACUAAUACUUCUCUCAUUUCUUUAUAAAUGUGAAAUAUAUACUUGCACUAAAUGUCUCGUAGUUUUUAUAUACAUUUUAAGGUUUGUUUCAAAUUUUACCAAUACAUAUAAUCAUGGUAGUUGUGUUUCAAUAACAUAUACCAUCAUACAUAAUAUAUUAAUAAAAAUAUAUAGGAGGUUACUUUUGUGAUCAACUGUAUGUACAUAUGUAUAUUCUAUACUUCAUGGUAUACUUGCAACAAACUUCUCUUCAAAGUUUCAUACUUCCUUGCACCUUUGCAUUUAAUAUCAUCAAACUUUUGUAUCAAAUGUAAUUCUGUUGUUUCUAUGAAAUUUUUUAAUAGACACACUGAAAAGUUAUAUUACUAGUUUAUAUAAUGGUAAAAUUAGAGAAAGAAGUAUUCUUUUGUUUAAUUAUUGCGUGAAAAAUAUUACACCCUUCUUUGUCACGCCCUCUUUAGGAAAAAUUUCGUAAUCGAACCAUUCAAAUUCUCAGGGAUCUCGGUACAUGGAAUAUAGGUUAUUUAUGGUAUUGAGCGAUAAUGGUAGCGAACCAUAAUGAAGUUAUGCUAUAUAACAACAUUGUAUAGUGCAUAAAGAUAUAUUGGCAAUGUGUGUUGCGAUAAUCAAACGAUAUUAUGUCAUAAUUGGCUUACAUUCACACUACUUGUUCAUAUGGCAGAUUGCCAAACAUAGUUGCCAACCACAGUUGUCCGAAACGUUGUUUGCGAAUAUCACCUGCUGCUCAAGAACAAUUUUAUUUUUGAAACCUAAGGAUAGAAAAAUAUUUAUGACGUAAAAUUAUGAUGAAGUUAACGAUAAAUUCAAUUAAAAUUUUCUUAGGAUAAAAGAGAUAAAUUUCUAGUAUGUAACGUUACAUUGUGAAUGUCGCAGAGUGCGCUGACUUACAACGGUUUUAUCAUUGUCGGUAAAUCAGAUUCAUAUCAUUAGACUGCGGAUGUUUAUGCAAUUUGAUAUUUUUAUAAACAUAGUUAAAGAAGUCGUAUCUAAAUAGAAAUUUGUUUCAUCUGCUAAGUAUCAUAAUAAGUGCUUUAAAUAUCUUAUAUAUCUUUACAUAUUAUAUUCUAUAGAUUUUUCGAAUCUUAAAUUUGCAAAUCGCAGUCUAUACGUUAUGUAUUGACUUUUGUUUGAAAAAAGUACUACAACUGAUUAUUAAAAGUUUUAGAUCUGAUUUUUAAAUGUUUUUUGAAUGUUAAAAGCAGGAUUCGAAUAUUUGAAGGACCAACUGAUUUAUUAUUAAGAAUAACAUUUGAAUUUCGUAAAUGACUGUGAUAUAUUACUUUCGAUGAGUAUCAAGCUUAAAUAAAGGAAAUAUCUAUCUUA